AAUUUACUUUAUCGGUGUUGCAAACACGUGUGUCAACAACCAACCAUAACCUCCAUUGUACAAUACCCAAGUGACCAUGAAUCCCCUCAGUAAGUAAUCAUCCUUACAUCAAAAUGAAAAUUCAAAAACCCAAGUCAAGAACCAGAGACGAUCGUCGAACGCUCGAUGUGUUCGACGUUGAAGAGGCAAUAAUUAUCGAAGAGGUUCCCUUGAACACGGAGUUAUCAGCAGUGGUGGACCACAACCCGGGGGCACCCAAUCCCAAGAAAGAAAAAAAAAUCCCCCUGAAGAAAACACCUGGUUUCAGACCAGUAUCCAUCGACUCGGGGCUGAAGCUAGCACAACUUUUCUCAUCCCCGUCGCAAUCACUCCCUUCAAAUCACAACCACAGGAUCACCCGUCGUAAGAAUAAAAUUCUGCGAGAUUUCCUGUCGAGUGAAUCUACUGAAAAUUCCCUGGCAACCAUCACGACCUGUCGUACGAUCGUCCCUGACGAGAUUCGUCAAAAGAAACGGCAGAGGAGAAGUAAAAAAAUUGAAGACGCCCCACCGCCUAAUCCGGACUCAGAGGAUCCCUUGGAAGCUGAUGUCUCCAUAAAUUUGAACGAUAUAUCACUCCAGAAUGAAUCUAAUCGUUUCUGGGAGAACCCAGUAGAUUCUACCCUCGACACUUCACAGAUUCUCGACGAUUCACCAAUUCCACAUUUCUACAGUGUUCGUGACAAAGUCAUAUGCAUCCUCGACCCCCAGAGCCGAUUCUCCUUCCAAGGAAAGCUUAAGCUCCAGGUGCUAUAUGGAGCUGUCAAGGCUUACGGUGCAGUACUUGAUCGAACCCAUACAGAUCCUCCAGUGGAGGUCUACUCUUCAAGAGGUGCCAGUCUAGUCUCCAUAGAGUCCUCACUCCAGGAAAACCCAGGGACUAUCCCGGAUGUGUGGGCUGCUCUCAGCAAGGACAACAUCGACCAGAACAUCACCAAUGAUCUACAGAGAGACGUGAAUAAUCUGGAAGCUGGCUGGGCUGUUGUGAAGUUGCAGAGGCUGGAGAACAACUUGACAAAUUUCUUGAGUAAUUAUUCAAGUCACAGACUCUUUCCAAAGCUCGAGGAUCUGUGCAAGUACUCCUGGGUAGACCCAAAACGAGCAGAACUUGUCCUACAAGCUAAAAUACACUCUGCAAGUACUUGGAAACAGACGAUUCGGUUUCAUCGAACUGAUGCUGUCCUCCAGGGAAUUUUUAAAAAUUCGGAGCCAAGCCCUGACAUGAGGAUUGUUCUGACUGGGGGCAAGAACGUAGGAAAGUCGACUACAGGGCGAUAUUUCAUCAACAAGCUGCUGGAGUCUUUUGAGGCUGUGGCCUUCGUUGACCUGGAUAUAGGACAGGCUGAGUUCACACCUCCGGGGUGUAUAUCCCUGAAUAUCGUCAGGUGUCCCCUCCUCGGGCCCAACUUUACUCAUUUGCAAAGCCCUUGUCAUCAGCUGUACGUGGGAGGUGUUGAUGCUGCUAAAAAUUUCACGAAUUACAUCGAGGGUGUGCGACAAUUGACGGAGUUUCUCGAUGGCUGCGAGGAAAUCAAGGGCCUGCCCGUGCUGGUCAACACCAUGGGCUUCUGCAGGGGGCUCGGUUGGGACAUCAUGUGCUGCGUCAUCAAGAGACUUCGACCCACUCAUGUUGUGCAGAUAAAUUCCAGGAAUAGGAAGAAUAAUUAUGAUCAGCUGUUGACUCCCGAUUUGGUGACCCUUCAGAAUCCCACCUGGAAGGACACAUCGACUGCCAUGGUACCUCCCCACCCUCCCCUGAAUUAUGAACUCCACGUAGUGGAUACCGAAGCUGAAUCGGUAAAUCGAACUGAAGAACUGUGGAACAUCGAACCCUAUCAACAGAGGGAAAUCGCCAUGCUAGCCUACAUGAGUGAAAUAUUGAAACCCAGAAAGGGCCUCCAGGACUUGACGAGUAUCAACAAGGUCGUCCCAUACGAGGUGCCAUUUUCCGCAGUAAGCAUAUCACUCGGACAACCCAGCACAUCACACAUUCUCUCAGUUAUGAAUGGGAAUAUUGUUGCAAUGUGCAGCUUUGGUUCACAAGAUGAAAAUUCCGAACCGAAAAAAGUUGGCUAUCCCAAGGUCAUGAUUAGGACUCCUCCAUGCGUUUGCUACGGCUUCGGUAUUCUCCGAGGCGUUGACAUGACAAAUGAGAAAUUAUACAUCAAUACUCCACUCUCAUUGUCUAAAUUGAAACACGUUAAUUGCUUGAUUGGAUCCCUUCCAGUGCCUUCCGGUCUGUUACAGUUAAACAGUCCAGGCUCACCAUAUGUCGGUGGUGAGCCCGAGUUACCGACCAGUCGUGACCCGAGAAGAGGAUAUUUCCGUAUGAGGCAUCGUCAUGAUAUUUCGAUUUAAUACAAUUUUAUGAUUUGAACAAAUUUUGAUAGAAAAAAAAAAUGCAUUUUUUCUAUCAAAAAAUGAUGAAAACUUGAAAAAAAAUUUUUGCCAGGGGACAAUUGUUUUUUUUUAAGUCGAUGACAACACGAUGAUUCAGCACAUCACAGCGACAAUCAUAUGAUUUUCAUUUGACGAGUAAAUUACAAAAUAGAUAAUUUUCAAAACGAU
Messenger RNA from Diachasmimorpha longicaudata, 2606 nucleotides. Its product is annotated as polynucleotide 5'-hydroxyl-kinase NOL9. The record is from RefSeq and is a predicted model, not a curated record. Lineage: Eukaryota; Metazoa; Arthropoda; Insecta; Hymenoptera; Braconidae. Gene Ontology annotation, biological process: cleavage in ITS2 between 5.8S rRNA and LSU-rRNA of tricistronic rRNA transcript (SSU-rRNA, 5.8S rRNA, LSU-rRNA). The transcript is spliced from 4 exons. The coding region runs from base 114 to 2396 and encodes 760 amino acids. Gene Ontology annotation, cellular component: nucleus. Gene Ontology annotation, molecular function: polynucleotide 5'-hydroxyl-kinase activity.